Messenger RNA from Capra hircus (goat), 1151 nucleotides. It is a transcript of the gene NUDT21, whose product is annotated as nudix hydrolase 21. The transcript is spliced from 7 exons. Gene Ontology annotation, cellular component: mRNA cleavage factor complex. NCBI's taxonomy places the organism in Eukaryota, Metazoa, Chordata, Mammalia, Artiodactyla, Bovidae. The record is from RefSeq and is a predicted model, not a curated record. The coding region runs from base 161 to 844 and encodes 227 amino acids. Gene Ontology annotation, molecular function: mRNA binding.
GGCUCCGGUUGCUCUUCCGGCGUGCGUACGCCUCCUUCGGCUUUCUCUUGUUAAUGGCCGCCGGCGUCUGCUGAGUGGGACGCAGACAACCGCUGCUCACACAGGGAAAGUCUCCCUGCCUCCCGUUUUCCGCUCGCUGCUAGUGCCCGAGCUCGCCAGCAUGUCUGUGGUGCCGCCCAAUCGCUCGCAGACCGGCUGGCCCCGGGGAGUCACCCAGUUCGGCAACAAGUACAUUCAGCAGACCAAGCCCCUCACCCUGGAGCGCACCAUCAACCUGUACCCUCUUACCAAUUACACUUUUGGUACAAAAGAGCCUCUCUAUGAGAAGGACAGCUCUGUUGCAGCCAGAUUUCAGCGCAUGAGGGAGGAAUUUGAUAAAAUUGGCAUGAGGAGGACUGUAGAAGGUGUUUUGAUUGUCCAUGAGCACCGGCUACCCCAUGUGUUACUGCUACAGCUGGGAACAACGUUCUUCAAAUUACCUGGUGGUGAGCUUAAUCCAGGAGAAGAUGAAGUUGAAGGACUAAAACGCUUAAUGACAGAGAUACUGGGUCGUCAGGAUGGAGUCCUGCAAGACUGGGUCAUCGAUGACUGCAUUGGCAACUGGUGGAGACCAAAUUUUGAGCCUCCUCAGUAUCCAUAUAUUCCUGCACAUAUUACAAAACCUAAGGAACAUAAGAAGUUGUUUCUGGUUCAGCUUCAAGAGAAAGCCUUGUUUGCAGUCCCUAAAAAUUACAAGCUGGUGGCUGCACCGCUGUUUGAACUAUACGACAAUGCACCUGGAUAUGGACCCAUCAUUUCUAGUCUCCCCCAGCUUUUGAGCAGGUUCAAUUUUAUAUACAACUGAGUUGCUGCACAGCAGAGAAGUAAGAGAAGCCGUCUCAGUGAGCACAGCUAUACACAGUGUAGAAGAAACAUCCCUGAAGUUUUUUUGGUGUUAUCCCUUUCCCAGUCCUGAAAUUACCACCUACUUUCUAUGGUCUGAAUAGUAAAGUUAAUAUGAAAAGCUAGAUUGUGCUGUAAACAAAUGUGAUAUUGUUUAGUUUACUUUUGGUUCUACACAAAUAUUUUUUGUACAACAUUAAAGAAAGUGGACUUCUUUCUAUGUUUUUUUGUUGUUUUGAUUUUUAAUUUCACAUUACACUUGUAAAAUU